Exaiptasia diaphana is the source of this 3420-nucleotide messenger RNA. RefSeq names its product ras-related protein Rab-4B. Gene Ontology annotation, cellular component: endosome. The record is from RefSeq and is a predicted model, not a curated record. The transcript is spliced from 7 exons. Gene Ontology annotation, biological process: Rab protein signal transduction; regulation of endocytosis. NCBI's taxonomy places the organism in Eukaryota, Metazoa, Cnidaria, Anthozoa, Actiniaria, Aiptasiidae. Gene Ontology annotation, molecular function: GTP binding; GTPase activity. The coding region runs from base 89 to 742 and encodes 217 amino acids.
AUCAGACGUGAAGGUUUAUUUUGUAAAGUGUUAAAACUUUGGAUUGAAAUUAAGUCGAUCUAAAGGCUUGAAAACACAAGCAUUUGUCAUGUCAGAGUCUUACGACUUCCUCUUCAAGUUUCUCGUGAUUGGAAGUGCUGGCACGGGAAAAUCAUGCAUCCUSCAUCAGUUUAUUGAAGGAAAAUUUAAACAAGAUUCCAGUCAUACAAUUGGUGUUGAAUUUGGUUCCAAAAUUAUUAAUGUUGGAGGCAAAUCUGUGAAGUUGCAGAUAUGGGACACUGCUGGCCAAGAACGUUUCAGGUCAGUAACCAGGAGUUACUACAGAGGAGCAGCUGGAGCUCUACUUGUUUAUGACAUAUCCAGUCGUGAAACCUUCAAUUCCUUGACAAACUGGUUGACAGAUGCAAGAACUCUAGCAAGUCCCAACAUUGUAAUAAUUCUUGUUGGUAAUAAAAAAGAUCUUGAUGCCGACAGAGAAGUUACCUUCUUAGAAGCCAGCAGAUUUGCACAGGAAAAUGACUUGAUUUUCUUGGAGACAAGUGCAUUAUCUGGAGAAAAUGUGGAGGAAGGUUUUUUAAAAUGCUCAAGAACAAUUCUAAACAAAAUUGAAUCAGGUGAACUUGACCCAGACAGAAUGGGUUCAGGUAUUCAAUAUGGUGACCCAUCAUUACGACGAACCUUACGACCUGGAAGAGGAAGAGGAGAAUCAAGGAGCAAGUGCCCAGCUAACUGUAGCAAGUAGUGAAACAUUAAAUAAUAUAAACAGUCUGCACUCAUAGAAUUUUUUAGUAUUUAAAAAUUAGUAGUAGUCGAUUUGCAUUGAAUAAUGCAAAAUGUGCAUGAAUCAUGGAGUGGUUUUCCAUCAUUGAAUGAAUACAAUCAUUCAUUGAAUGAAUACAAUCAUUGUUUUGUUGCUGUUGUUUAAACUGUAUAUCUCAUUCAUUUGAUGGGAAAUCAUUCUAGUCUUUACCUCUGUUAAUACUAGUCAAGAGACUUAGAGACUUCACAGAUUCAGGAUUGUCCUGCAUGUUUACAGUGGAAAUCCUUCCAACGAAUGGACAUAUAAACUUGUCUGUAUUGACAGAGUGUCUGCUCUAACUGGGCAGAAAAGUAUGAGGGUUUAAUUCAUUGGGAUAUAAAAAUCUGGCCAUUCGAAAGGAGUGGCUGUAUUGAGUGUGUGGCCAUGAGACAGGCUUCCAUUGUAAUUAAGUUAGGAAGGAGGGAGUGGACACAGAAAUUCACAUGAAUGAGAUGCAUGAAAUCUGGAUGAAAGGUCAUUUGAGGUGUCCCAGACCUUCCCCCCCCUGGAUCAGCCUCUGUGAAAGUAUCUCAUGGGCUAUUAAAUUCCUGUUCACAUUAGGUUCAAAGCACAUUGUUGAGGUUGAAUUGUUUUCCUUGGUAUACAGAAACCACAUUUUUCAUGUAGACCUUGUAUCCAAAUUAUUCCUUUGGACAUAUUCACAUCAAAUGUACAACCUAAUGUGUGCCAAACUUUAUCUCACUGAAAUGUUAAUGCAUUAAGAUUUGUUAGUACAUUGUAUUGUAUCUUUGUGCAAAWUGUACAGUUUGCAACUUUUGUUUGAUCUCAUUGUGUCAAGUCAAACCUGAUUAUCACAUGAAUUAUAGGAUAAAAAUGUACAUAAUCUUGAAUCCCAAGGUUUAUGUCCAUAAUCAAAUUAUAAUGUUGAAGUUCCUUGUUCAGGAGUAAUGGAGUAAUGUACCCAUAAUUUUUUGUUUGUUUUGUAAGUGCACUCUUUAUCAGCCAGUAUUAUCAUAGUAUCCACAGUGAACCCAUUAAUAAGAAUAAUCAUUAUAAGCAUUAUAAUGGAAUAACGAACUCACAGAGCACUUGAAGGCCCAUGUGCAUCCAAGAACCUUUGUGGGAUUUUUCCRCAUAUGAAAAUUCACCAUCUUUCACACUUUGGACCAAUCAGAAAGUUUCAUUCAAUAAAAAGAUCAUUUCUAAAACAAAAGAAAUGAUCGUAGAAGUUCUUGGAUGUAUGUGGGCCUUUAACCUGUAAACAGUGGAAGGGAGUCUGUUUACAGACAAUGAGAACUGUUAUCUUCUAGGGCAGGUUGUUCAAGAAUUUAUAUUAAUGUUAAUGCUUGAUCAAAUGUUUAAAAAAAGCAUUGGACAUAACAUUGCUUAAAUAUGCUGCUGGGAUUUGAGCUUUGAGUUUUGUUAUAAAGACUAAUAAUUAUUUACCUCAAACUAAAUUGUUUCACGCAUGUAUAGUACAUGUAUUUGUUAGUUAAAGAUAUAUUUUGUUGAUGAUAGUGUUACUKAUAGAAAUGGUUAGUGUUCACGGAAUACAUCAGUCUAUACACCCUUUUAAUAAGUCCCGAGGUAUUACGUUCUCCGCACUUGACGUCAAAUUUAUUCUUUUGAAUUCCUUUUGUAUUGCAAAAAUUUCAAAAGAAUAAAUUUGACGUCAAGUGCGGAGAAAACAAUACCGCGGGACUUAUUAAAAGGGUGUAUACAUUAUACUUUUUUGUGAAUAUGGAAAAUUGUGAAAGAAAACUGUAAUAUUGUAAUGUAAGAUGAUUAUUGUAAUACUUGUUAUUAUAAUUAUUUCAAAUAUAAGCAAUUAAAUUGCUCAUUCCACACCUAUAAAGUGACGAUAAUGUUGCCUCAUGAAGAUGUUAGAGUGAUUUUCACAAGACUGUUGAAAAGAGCUGUGCUGUAAUAAUAUUGACUUGUGUAGAUAUUCUGUCACCAAUGAAUAGCAACAUCAAGCCAGUUUGGAGAUUAUUAUAGCCAAGAAACAUGGUUGAUUCUUACAAAGUUUUAAUAUCAACACAAACAUCAUGUAAUACUGAGAACAAGGGAUUUUUUGAAAGCUUCAAUGUAAACUAUUAGUACMUUUUGAACAGUGUCAAUUUUUUUUCUUUUUGCAGUCCUUGAAAAYAACUCUAAACCUAUGAAACUAUAAAUCUGUUUGUMAAGGUGCAGAGUCGCAAAUGUAAACAACAGAAUAAGAGACUACAAAGGUGUAUUAGUAUAUUAUCCAUGGUUUUGUGGCUUACCAUACCAUGUGCUGUUAAUGUAGGUUUAGUUUCACUUUAUACAUAUGCUGAUUUAUUGUAAAGCUAAUUUUAUUUUAUUACGAAUGAUAUUGCCAAUAAGAUUAACAUACCAUAAUAUUGUAACUUGUAAGUUUGUAAUUGUUAAUUCAAUGUAGAGUGAAUGAAUCAGAUAUUUUUUCCAAAUCAAAACAGAAAACAAUUUCAUUAAAUCUGCAUUUAAAAUGGAACAUUCUUGAUCCAUUGUCCUCUAUGAACAAUAUUUCUAAAUUGCAUAGGAUAUUACAAGAUUGCUUGUAAAUCUUUCACUCUACCAUAGUGUUAUUUGUUAAAUGUUUGUUGUACAAUGUACUAGUAACAGUCUAUAAKUCAAAUCAAUGAAUUUCUGUAGAUUUA